Lemur catta (Ring-tailed lemur) is the source of this 4666-nucleotide messenger RNA. RefSeq names its product ectonucleotide pyrophosphatase/phosphodiesterase 4 (gene ENPP4). The coding region runs from base 444 to 1805 and encodes 453 amino acids. The record is from RefSeq and is a predicted model, not a curated record. The transcript is spliced from 5 exons. Lineage: Eukaryota; Metazoa; Chordata; Mammalia; Primates; Lemuridae.
GAGCCGGCUCCGCGGUCGCGGCCCCGCAUUGCGCGCGCUGGGAGCGCCCCCGUCCCCGGCAGCGCAGCCUCCGGCGGCGGCGCCCGCUACUGCGCAGGCACCACAGGAAGCGCUCUGCCUCGCCCCUGUCCCCCAGGUCCCCGCCUUGCCCCCAGGUCCCCGCGGGCGCCGGGUUCCGCGGGCGCCGGGUUCCGCGCCCUGCAUAGGAGACGCGGCGACGGCGGCGGCCCUAUGAGAUGAUAGCAUCCCAGUUAGCGGAUGAAGAAAGCCAGGCUCAGACAAGUGAAGGCACGUGUCCAGGAUUGUACAGCUGGUGACAGGCAGAUUCAGGUUUAUAUCGAGUCUGACUCCUGAAGGGCUUUGCUUAAUUGUCAGGCGAUCUGGAGAGCCUAAGUCUGAAGACUUGCCAGGAACCCUGAUUGCUGUCCUUCAACGUGUUCAUUAUGAAGUUUUUAGUAAUACUUUUGUUUUCUGGACUUAUAACGGGUUGUAGAGGUAACGCCUCCUAUAAUUUGCCACCCAAGUUAUUACUGGUGUCGUUUGAUGGCUUCAGAGCUGACUAUCUGAAGAACUAUGAAUUUCCUCAUCUCCAGAACUUUAUCAAAGAAGGUGUCUUGGUAGAGAAUGUUAAAAAUGUUUUUAUCACAAAAACGUUUCCAAACCACUACAGUAUUGUGACGGGUUUAUAUGAAGAAAGUCAUGGCAUUGUGGCUAAUUCCAUGUAUGAUGUAGUCACAAAGAAACACUUUUCCGACUCUAAUGACAAGGAUCCUUUUUGGUGGAAUGAGGCAGUCCCUAUUUGGGUGACCAAUCAGCUUCAGGAAAACAGAUCAAGUGCUGCUGCUAUGUGGCCUGGUACUGAUGUACCCAUUCAUAAUACUGUACCUUCCUAUUUUAUGAAUUAUAGCUCCUCAGUGUCAUUUGAGGAGAGACUAAACAAUAUUACCAUGUGGCUAAACAAUUCGAGCCCACCAGUCACCUUCGCAACACUCUAUUGGGAAGAACCAGAUGCGAGUGGCCACAAAUACGGACCCGAAGAUAAAGAACACAUGCGCAGAGUGUUGAAAGAAGUAGAUGAUCUUAUUGGCAAAUUAGUCCAAAAACUCAAGAUGUUAGGAUUGUGGGAAAAUCUGAAUGUGAUCAUUACAAGUGAUCAUGGGAUGACCCAGUGUUCUCAGGACAGAGUGAUAAAUUUGGAUCUCUGCAUCGAUAAUUCAAGCUACACUCUCAUAGAUUUGAGCCCAGUUGCUGCAAUACUUCCCAAAAUAAAUAGAACAAAAGUUUAUAAUGUACUGAAAAACUGUAGCACUCACAUGAAUGUUUAUCUCAAAGAAGACAUUCCUAACAGAUUUUAUUACCAACAUAAUGAUAGAAUUCAGCCUAUUAUUUUGGUUGCUGAUGAAGGCUGGACAAUUGCGCUCAAUAAAUCAUCACAAAAAUUAGGUGACCAUGGUUAUGAUAAUUCUUUGCCUAGUAUGCAUCCGUUUCUAGCUGCCCACGGACCUGCAUUUCACAGAGGCUACAAGCACAGCACAAUUGACAUUGUGGAUAUUUAUCCAAUGAUGUGCCACAUCCUGGGAUUAAAACCACAUCCCAAUAAUGGGACCUUUGGUCGUACGAAGUGCUUGUUAAUUGACCAGUGGUGCAUAAAUCUCCCAGAAGCCAUUGGGAUUGUUAUCGGUGCACUCUUGGUGUUAACGACGCUAACAUGCCUCAUGAUAAUUAUGCAGAAUAGACUAUCUGUACCCCGGCCAUUUUCCCGACUUCAGCUACAAGAAGAUGAUGAUGAUCCUUUAAUUGGGUGACAUGUGCUGGGGUUUAUACAAAUUGUCUUUGAUUAAUCACAAAACUAAGGCUUCAUCCAAGGAAUAGUGUUGCAACUAUGAAAAAGGAUACUUUGAAAGACAAAGAACUUAGACCAAGCAUGCUAAAAUUAUUUUGUUUUGUUUUUCCUUGUGUUUUGUUUUGGUGCAUUUGCUAAAGCAAAUAAUCCUAACCAUAGUAAAAUUGCUAGUAAAUCAUUAGUUAACCCCAUCUAUUUCUCUAACUAGAAAUAGUUUUUGAGAAAAAUAUUCCCUUUGGCUUUUUUUGCACUGAAGAUAUGAUACAUCUUUAAAUGAAAAUAUACCAAAAUUUCAUAGGCAUGCUUUUCUAAUAAAUUUAUAUAUUUGUAAACAAAACAACAGAAGUCUUGAUGCAAUUCGUGAAUUUUGUGUAUCAGGGAGAAAAAGUUUUCUAUAUUUUUAUAUUUACCUCUAAUUAGUUUAUAUCCCAAGUAACCUCUUGAGAUAGGAAAUUCUCUGUGAUGGUUAAUAAAAUUGAUUAACCAAGCAGAAAAGAUCUAGCAUAGGAAGAAAUUAUUUUAAGGAAAGCUAUUAAAAAAUAAAAAACAACUAAGACCAUGCGAUAAAAGCCUGAAUUGUCACCAUUGCGUCUUAAGCUGUUGGAAUCUCAAAAGUUGUAUCUUUUGAAGGUUAUUACAAAUAAGAAAUUCAGAAGACAAUAGAGAAAAGCGCUUUUUCCAUUUGUGCUCAAUGCCUUUGUGUAAAUUACUUAGUUGUGUGUGCGUGUGCAAGUGUGUUUGUGUGUAGGUGUGUAACUUAUUAUGGAAGGAGGUCAAAGGUGGGCUGUGGCCAGGCUUCCACAUUCCCACGGAACACAGCUCUCAGGAAAGGUUAGUUUUGCACUUCAUAUUUGUUAACUUUCUCCUAAGUCACAAGUUAAAAUCAUAACUUAAAAAAUUCAUUAAUUUUUGUUAUCAUUUGCAUAUGUUGUUUAUUGUAACCUUAGGUAUCCAAGUGCUGUAGAAAAAUUUAUGACCUGAGUACAGAUCUGAUUUUGAUUGGGUCAGAGUGAGGAACAGAGAUUUUUGUAUUUAUUUUUGGAACUUUAUGUCUUACUUUUUAGGCUAGAGAGUAGUUACGAAAUUUAAAACGUAAAUUAGUACCCUUUGAUCUUUCCCACCAUUCAUGCAUUAAGUAGCAGAAUAGCCUUAGUGCUGCCUCUGCUGCUUUUUUUCCUCUAAUAUUUGGAUCACAGAAAUAAUCACUCUGCUUAUGUCUUUUAACAUGUUUGUUCAAAGCCAAGGAUUUGUUGUGAAGAACUGUCAUCCUGCUUUUGCUAGGUAGUACCUUCUAAUCAUCAAAAUUAAUAUGAAGAAAUUGAAUUGUUAUGGCAAACUAGAUUUUGUAUUGAGUCGCUGCUAAUUUCUUGAGCCUGGUAUUUGGUGCCUGUUGUAUUUGGGGUUCUUGAGAGGCAUUUCCACAUCCUGCAUAAAUAAUCCAUGCUACUGGUCAUGAGCUGACUGUAUUGAGAACAGCAAAAUAAAUAAAUGAGAUAAAACCAAUAGGACUAAUACUGCUUUUUGGAAAUUUUUUAUUUCUGAUUUUUUCCCUCACAUAAAACAGUUAUCCUAAAGGUUAAUAGUUGAUUUCAAUAAUAUAAUAGAAAAGUUCCAUUCUACUUUAAUUUCCAUUAAGGAAAAAAAAAGAAUAGAAUUGACAGAUUUAAGUCUUUUUUUAUUUUUUAUUUUUUUUGUAGUGGACAUUUUUGAAGUGUCUAAAAUACUAGGAUAUUGUAUACUUGGUCCUUGCAGUGGUGUGUUUUAGUGAUUGCAUUAGCUUAAUUGGUGAUUAUGAGUUUCAGAAGUGUGUAUAUGGCGUCCAGCCCAUGAGUGGAUUUUAGAUAGGAUGAAAUAGGAAGAGAUAUCGUCAGUGUCUUAGCCCUUUCCACAAGACAUUUACCUAUUUGUCUUGUCUUUCCUUCCAUUCUCAAAAUAUUAACUUUGAAUUAGGUAAAUUUUUAAAAGUAUAUGUUGUUGGGAUAAGAACAAAUAGUAUUUAUUUAAUCAAAGUAUAAUUUAUAUAUUACUAUGUUGAACUUUGUAUUAAUUCAUUUGUAUCUUUAAGAAAACUAUCACUAUUAAAGCCAAUGACUCCUGUAGAACACUGAGAAAAUCUUUUAGUAAAACUAGCCUUUUAUAUUAUGUUUUUGGUGUGUAUUUCGUUAAGUGAUUAAAUAAUAUGCUGCUAUGUUUUCUGUGAAAGUAUUUGGCUCCAAGAAACAUUUAAUUCUUUAUGACAACAAUACUCCAUGGUAAUAGGAAAAAUUUUGAGUGUUUUUUCUUAAUUCAGUGAGUUAAUUCGGAAUAAGUACUUUUGCGUAUGACACAAGGAUAGUUCUGCUGCUGUUAUUAAUGUACCAGUUCCCUUCUGGUAAACAGCAGUAGAAUAAAAAAUGUUUCAAUGCUCUGUGCUAUAGGCUUUGUAUUGUUAUUCCAUUAGGCUUGGUAUAAGAAUUUGCAGAUAAGUUCUUGGAACAUUCAAAGAUUAAAGUACCUUUGCAUUGUUCUUGAGCGUCUCCCUCUCUUGCCCACAUCCGAUGAGCUCUAAGGAUUGCACCUAAUUCCUUUUAUUUGGAGGGUUUCACUUCAUUGUUAACCCAUAAAGUUACAAGUGAAGCACAAAGAUGAGAUGAAAAAUGUUUGUUUAUUGUCAAUUUUUAAAAUAGUGUGUAAAUAAAAUAAUGUGAGUAUGCUUUAAAGGAAUUUGUAUGUAGUGCCUUAAGUUAAAAUGUAUUUAAACUAUAUUGUUUGAAUUCAUGGUUAAUGACUUUAUGAUUUAAAAAUUUUAUGUGAAUAAAAGCUACCAAAACAUUCUUCCUGUAA